AUGGAUUGGUUAAUCCUAACCUCAUACUUUCUGUGGUUCUUUUCGCCUUUAUCCAAUCCGGUUGUGCAUAUAUGGUUAAGACUGCGAGGACCACAAUAUAGCAUUCAUAUCGCUGUUCCCGAUGUCUUCGAGCCGCCGGACAUUGAACGGAUUGAUCCGUCUGACUUUGUGGAGCGCCCAGUGCAUAUGUACUCCAAUCCCUAUGGCGAUGAAUUGGAACAUGCCGGGGAUGGCGGCAAAGUGGACUCGCACACGACGCAAGCGCAACAGGCGGAACGGCAGGGCAGCAAGAAAUCACCGCUAUUUAAGAUCCAACUGACCAAAAGCUUCAGCAUUGUGGCAUACGACAAUCCGAGGACCAUCUAUCUGCAUUAUGAGAGAAUAUACGAGGGCGUGAAUCGUGUCACCUGGAUCAAUCUCAAUCUAGCUAGCCAAUUGCUUUGGCUAGUCUAUAUGUUGUGCCUGGCGGCUGGCGUCGUGGAGAUGUUGGCCUAUACGCUGUGCGCAGGCUCUGUAAGGUACCUCCAUUGGCUAGCUGGAACGAUUAUAGGGUUAUGCUCGUCGCAACAAAUCGAAGGAUCUGUGCGACAAUUGUUACCCCAGGCGGCACACCUGGAAGCCCUAGCCAUGUUUAGAGCACUGCAGGAGAUUUAUGAUGAAACGCCUGUUGUCGCCGGCACAGAGAAUGCCCAGUCGCUGGAAUCGGACGUGGUUUCUAAAAUUCAGCAGAAAGAUAGCGCACGAUCUUCCGAGUCUGACACAAACGGCGCAGGUGACGCCCCACAACAAUAUGAUGAGAGGCUGGAUUCGGAUCGAGCAAAUCGACCGGCAGACAUGUCAUAUGAGACUCUGGUUGAGAUGAUGGAAUUCGAGUUCCAAUUAAAAAAUCUGUUUGACGAUGCGAAGCCGUUCGGUCCAGCUUCCGAGCGACAUGCUCCAAUCGCAGAUCCAAAUGCUCAAGAAGUAAAAGCGCCAGCCAAGUCGGCAGAGAUCGAGGCAUUUCCAGAGAUUCAAGACGGCGAUUUAAAAUUGGAAAUCCAACUGGAGUCCACCGAGGCUCCUCCAAAGGCAGAUCCGAAAGAGCACGAUGAGAUAUUGCCAGUAAAGUCUGCGGAUAUCUGGAUUGAAGGCGCCGAGCAGGGGAACGACAUAUGGGUGAGCCGAGUAGUUUUAAAACAAGAUGAUGUGCCAGUGGGAUCUAAGGAACCAUCAGGUAUCCAAGAUUUCGAAAUCCAAACGGAGCCCAAAGAUUUGAUAUCAGUUUCCGACUCCUCAGAACUGUCGAUAAACAUGCAAGAAUCUGAGGAACUUUCAAUGAUUGAAGCGUCGGAAAAUGUUGCAUCUGCAGUUAAUCCCGACAUCCUGGAACCUGAGCCAGAAUUAAGUGAAUCCUCUGAAGAGGAUGUUCCAUUUGAGCCAGUCGAAAGUUUUCAUAUCGAAGAGAUUGAGAGACUUGCUAAAUUAUUCACCACCAUCCCAGAUUCUGCUGGAAAGCCUUGCCAGCUUGUAGAAUCCGAGCAGGUCGUUGGCGAACAAGUUGCCAUGACAGUUGGAUCUGCGAAACCAUCAAACAACCAAGAGGCCGAGGUGCAAGCCCAGUUAGAAAAUAUAUCAGCUACCGAAUUAUCUGAAUCUGAAGAACUUUCGAUGGUUAAAGAACCCGACUCGAAAGAUCUGAUAUCAGUUGUAGACUGCUCUGAGACAUCUGCCCAGAAUCAAGAUACAUUCGACUACAGCUUCACAGAAUCCCUAGCAGAUAUUCUAUAUACGCAAGAAACAUUUUUUAUGGAUCAAAAUGAUGAGUUAUUGCAACCUACGCUGCAAUCAGACGCGGCUGAGAAACCUAUUGACCAGGUGAAUCGAACGGACGACAUCCAAGACUCAACUCCAGCUUCUCCGGACGUUGUUCCAUUCAAAUCGCAAGAAACUUUCAGUAAAGAAGUAAACGAUGACAUGGCAUUGCAAGAACAGUUUGCAAAUUUAUUAAAGAUCUCGAACGAGGAUUCUUUCAAAGCACACAAAACCGCGCAGGAAGAUGACAAUUGGGUCAGUGCAGUCCGACGAUAUAAUGAUCCGUUUGGGUACAGAGCGCCAUUAAAGAUCCAAGAGCUCGAGCCCGCACAAGCUCGAACAGAUGAUAUUGCAGAACUUUUCAAGAUCGAAGAUAUUGAUGAAACCAACCGAAAUGCGGAAAAUCAGCUGGAGUACAGUGCAGAUGCACUAAAUGGUGUCCCAACUAAAUCCGAAGAAACAGUUAAUACUCCAGAAAAUGAUGAGAGAAUAAUACUUUUACAUGCUGUUAAAAAGCACGAACUAUUUGAAAAUGUUAAAGAAUCUUCAGAACUUUCAAUGGUUCAAGGAAUCGCUAAGGAAGCGGUGUCAGAUGAAUUAAUAUCAUCUGUAGACUGCUGUGAGACAUCCUCAGAUACACAUGAGAACAACUCAAAACUGGAAACUCGGCUGGCAAAUAAGAUAUUAGUUAGUGAAGGCCCACAACCAGAUGAUACGAUUGGUAACGAGUCGCAAAGAGCUGAGGUUCCGACCCAAACUCGUCAGAUUUCUGAAGGCAUUCGAACAGUUCCCGAAACCUGCGCUGAAUCGGAACACUCAAUGACAACAUCUGAAUGGUCGGAAUUGAACAUGGAUAUGGAAGAAAUAAUUCCAGCACCUUCGUUGUGCUUUCCUAACGCGUCCGCACUAAAACUUUCAAGUGGGUUUUACGAACAGGUCGGCUCAAGCUCAAUCGCUGGAGCAGAUUCAAUAGGACCUGGCGUUAGCCCAAACAUGCCCGACGUUGAAUUUAGCUCAGCAACCGAGUUCUCCUUGACUGAAGCCGACUUUGAAUUUGAACCAGCUGCUCAGCAGCUCCCACAACCACAUCUAAGUAUUCCCGACGCUACUCGGCCUCCGUUCCCCAGAGGUCAACAACCGGCUGUGCCAAUAUGGCCAGGAUGUUCGGAGAUUGCCGUCGUCAAGUUGUGCUUAGGAACUGGGCCAGCUGUUCCAAUAUGGGCAAACGUUCCUGAGCUAGAAUUAUCUUCAGCAUCUAGUAUGUCGUUGACGGAAUCCCUGCCACCGGCUUCAAGUAUUUCCGACGUCGAAUUCCGCUCGGUUACUCAGCUGGCCGUGUCGGGGCCCAAUCUUCCAGUUGAGCCCUACAAUUAUACACCUAUGUCAGUCGUCGAUUCUGGACAACAACAGUCGGCAGACCUAUCCGGCAAUAUUCCCGAUGUGGAACUGUCCGUCCCUGCGCCAGCACAGCCCGAGGUUUCACUUGUGUCCUGCGAACGCUCAGUAGGUUCCGUUGCUAAAUCUCGUUCGGCGAGUCAGCUGAACGAAACAAUUGUUCCAAAAUGGUCGGGCCAAUCUUCCGGCUAUGCUGGAACUCGUUCGGCUACUCAGCUGUCCGGCCGUGGGGUCGCCCAAUUGGAUUUGCCAAUUGCUUCUUGCCAAUCGUCAUUUAAGCCAGUUGGCAGGACAAGUUCAGCAACGCAGUUGGCUUCGACUCGUGGAAGCCCAGAAUCCCUGAACUAUGCCGAGGACGAGUUCCAUUCGUUUCCGAACUUGCCAAUUGGCUCGAACGAAUCCUUAUGCAUUUCCGGUGACGAAUUUCAUUCGCCAAUUGUGCUCUCCUUUCUUGGAAUACCACAGCCGGAUGUCGGUUCACAUACGUCUAACGCCGAAUUCGCAUCCGAUAAUCGGUUGCUUUUUCCUGGAGUUCCGGAACCAGUUGCUCCAAUGUGGCCAGACGAAUCUUUGAAUGUGGAUGAAUACGAUUUUGAUGUUGAGAAUAUCGGAGCGUACGAUGAUGAUCUACAGGAAUACAUUAGGAGCUAUGAGCCGGCUGGUAGUCCGGUUGCGGCUGUAAGUCCAACUUUGGAGCCCAUGUCCACCGAAUCCGAGCAGGAUGUCAUGGAAACGGAUGAUCUGGAGAAUCCAGAUGGCACCGUCCAGGUAACCCUCUUCCUGCCCGAUGGCCAGCCCUAUGUGCUGGACUACAGGCGCCUGGAUCAUAUUUAGAUUAAGCUGAAGCUUCUUACUAGAUACUAGAUAAGUAUUUCUCUAUGCCAUAUUUGAUAACCCUCCUUUUAAGACGAAUUCUUCUUUUCUAGUUCUAGUUAAUCCAGUUUUGAUUUUGUGAAU
Drosophila novamexicana is the source of this 4143-nucleotide messenger RNA. RefSeq lists its product as uncharacterized. Lineage: Eukaryota; Metazoa; Arthropoda; Insecta; Diptera; Drosophilidae. The coding region runs from base 1 to 4020 and encodes 1339 amino acids. The transcript has 2 exons. The record is from RefSeq and is a predicted model, not a curated record.